AUGGCGCCUCAGAAGCGGCGGAUGUGGUACCCGCUGCGCGUCAAGAGGCGCAAGAAGCAGUUGGCCGCCCGCGCCGUCGCGGCGUCAUGUCCCAACAGCAGCAGUAGCAACGCCGCGCGUGGGUCGCCAGGCUGCAAGGCUGCGGCUUCCUCUAUAACCAGCAACAAGCGGACGGGGGCGGCGGGCAAGGAGAUGUGUGCGGCGCCUUCAGCUACGUCGGGACAGCACUGUUUGGAGAAGUGUGAAGUGUCCUGCGCGGAUAGCCGCGCAACCUACAUUGCCUCGUGGUCCCGCCUGAUGGAGAAGAAGCGGUCAAGGCGGCGGAAGUGGUACCCGUUACGCGCGAAGACGCGAAAAAAGAAGUUGGCAGAGGAGGCAUUGCGGUGCAGGGACGGUGUUGCUACUGCAAAGCCAGCGCUUGAUGGUCGUGGCUCACACGAUAAUGUCACCAUUGAUGGGAACAAAACGGNGGCUCCGGCCCCUCCUGCUGCUGCUUUGGCGGAAGGCCCCCAUGAAGCGGUGCUACUGAGGUGCCCUGUUUCGGCAUCCACCACAGUGGCGGCGGUGCCGCUGCCCCUGUUGCGUUCAUCAGAGACUUGCGUACCCCGUCCCGUACGUUGGUAUCACCUCGGCCAGCCGCUGCUUGCUACACGCGUGCGCGAACUAUUCAGUCGACCGCUGCUCAACUACGGAGUGUCUCCAGCAGCAGCAGCAGCAGCAGCAGCAACAGCUUCAGAGAACGUGUUCGUGGACACUACACCUUCAUCCUCGUCCCUGUGCACUCUUAGUCACGGGGAUGAGGAGGCGCUGUCGUGGUUGUUCCCCGCUGUGCAUAACGGAGAAUGGUUUGCGACGCCGUGGGCAUUCAUCGAUCACUGCAGGUCCGUUUCGCACAAGCUGUUGUGCGAAAACGUUGCACUGUUUCCGCUCGUGGUCUCCCGCAGAAGGAGGGGCCACGCAACAACAGAGGCAGCACUGCAGGUAGACAACAAUGCGUACGGUGCGGCUCGCAACGACGACAUCGCGCAGGACACUUACAACUGGUGGUUCAUGCGUAUCCACUCCGCCGUGUCCCAAUUCGCUUUGCAGGAGUGGCAUGGUGCACGUGUGAUGCCGGGGUGUGUUGACGGCCCAGCAGCGUGGCGGCGUGUGUACGAAGAGUGGUGUGGCUGCCGCGUGUUCCAGGCGGCUGUUGCAGCGGCUGUGGCGCGGCAGCUGGCGUCCACCACAGCACCGCAGUGGCACACCGUGUCGGAGGCCGCAGCGGCCAUAGCACGUAUUGUGCGAGAUGUGUACGUGUGUAUUCCACCCGACACAAGACAGCUGCGGGCUGCUGGUCGGUCAGAUGGGUCUCUUGCGGCCUGUUCGUGCAUGCCUCUUGAGACUCUCUCGCUGGUUUGCGUGGAGACACACACAGCGGCGGCCGCUGCUGCUGUUGCUGCUGCUUCUCCUGGGGUGGAUGCGGGCCCAACCUUGGCGGUGUGGGAGGCGGAGGCAAUCGCGGCAUUGUCUGUCCAUCUGGCGUUGACUCUCGCCGACACACACGGGCGCGAGGGCGAUGCUGUGGCGUCUCUGCGGCAGAAGGCGGAGGGGUCGCUGCCCUCGCCAUCCUGUUCAUCUCCGCGUGCGGCGGUGAGUGCUGACGCGGAGGUGGAGGAGCGUAUCAUGGCUCUCGUCGUGUGGCUCCAUUUGCGUGACGCUGCGGCAGGUGCAACUUGA
Molecule: messenger RNA, 1719 nt
Organism: Trypanosoma grayi
Lineage: Eukaryota; Euglenozoa; Kinetoplastea; Trypanosomatida; Trypanosomatidae
Exons: 1
Coding region: 1-1719 (572 amino acids)
Source: RefSeq, a predicted model, not a curated record